AUGCAGGUUUCGAGGGAAAAAACAGAUGCGCUUUCGUGGUGUUUCCUUCUCACAUUGAGCAUUGGCUCCCAGGUCCUCAAGUUGCAAUAUCCGUUGCGGCUUCUGCGUGCCCAGGCCGCCCGAGGCGGCUUCUUUGCCGUGUCGCCGCAGUCAUCGCCACUGGCAAGCCUAGGUGCUGCGGCGCAUGUGAGGGAGGCGCCACAGGCGCCCUUCCCAGAGGUUCCAAGCUGUUGGGUCGCGCGAGUCCGCCGCUCCAAGACCGUUGUUGAGGUCCCCCGAGGUCCUCGCAUCCAGCUGCCUCCGGGAGCCAUUCCCAUUCCAGAGCGGAAGGCGUGCAUCUUGAGAACGAGAACUGCAAUGCCUGUUCGUCAGAAGGAGGCGUCGUCCACUUUGUUGGGCCGCCUCAGUCUUUACUGA
Molecule: messenger RNA, 417 nt
Organism: Symbiodinium necroappetens
Lineage: Eukaryota; Dinophyceae; Suessiales; Symbiodiniaceae
Source: the annotation of a GenBank genome assembly